AUGUCAUCAUUUUUUGUCGUCUCCAUUCUUUUGAUUCCUACUGCAUUUUCUUGUCGUCCUGAUGUUUCUGGAUUCCAAGGUGCAGAUGUAGAAGCAAGACAACUCCGAGAUGACCCUCGUCCUCAUGUUUUGGCCACUGCCAAGCCAGCUGAUGCCCUUACUUUCAAUACAGUAUCCCUGGCGCCAUUGCCUACUCUACCUCCAAUCCCGUCCCUUUCUGAUCUUCUGAAGUUACCUCAGCCUUUGAAUGUGGAUAACAGUAUUCUGCAGAUGACCUCAACUUCUCUUUCCCCCCUGUCAGCUGUAUCUUCCACCACUCCAAGCCCUCUAUUUUCUAGUACUAUUAUUGAUGACGUGAAUGGAAAUAAAAUCACUGAAGAUGAUAAGGCAGGAAAUGAGGAGAUUAAUUCGAGUGGAAAUGGGACUAACAACGAGGAAGAUGCAACGAAUGCCACAGGAGCUUCAUCAACAAUUGCAACUGUUACAUCAACAUCUACUACAACCACUAAGAUUACAACGACGGAACCUCCAAAGGAUGAAUGCCCUCGGGCUACUGUAACUGCGAUCACCUUGAUGCCCUACAACGAUCAGUUGGUUGCAGUAGACAAAGAGAGAAUCAAACAACAAGUAAGUUGUGAGAUUAGUAAUCAUUUUCUUGCAGAUAAUUCUCCUCGAGAGCUAUACCCAGAUCAAACUCCAAUCUUUUGGACCCUUUGCCCAGGAAGCAAUGUGAGAUUCUAGUUUAAUUAAAUUGAUAAAUACGAAUUAUUUUAGCAAUGUUGACGGUCAAUUUGCAUUAGAAUACAGAAUCCAGCACGUCAAAAAUUGUGCCGAUCUCAGAGAUUACGCAACAAAAGCCGUUUCCUAUAGUCGCGAGGCACGUUUAUGCCUUGUAAACCUAACCUCACUCUGCUUUCAGAUCGAGAGAAUACUAUUCACUUGUCAUUGCGAACCCAUGUGGAUCAUAGCUAAGCGCCGGUCAGGCUAA
Bursaphelenchus xylophilus (pine wood nematode) is the source of this 988-nucleotide messenger RNA. The record is from the annotation of a GenBank genome assembly. NCBI's taxonomy places the organism in Eukaryota, Metazoa, Nematoda, Chromadorea, Rhabditida, Aphelenchoididae.